UUUUCAUGGAGGACAUGAAUGAAGCUUCUGCCUAGUAGUAGAACAAGAAGUGUUUUGUCCGGGCUUCCUCGGUCGGCAUUGACAUUCAGACACUGAGCCUCUGACCUGCUCUCCGCUAUUUCUCCAGUCAUUUCUCUGUGCUUCAGUAUCUGAAGAUAUAUUGGAGUGAUGAAUCGUGGCCAUAAGAAUAUUGAUGGUAGAAGGAUAUACGGGCUGCUCUGUUAGCAGACGGAUCUUUCCUGCUUCAUCCAGCGUGCGGACACAUGGCGGAUCAUCUGGACACACAGCAGCUUCCGGAAGUGGCUGCUCAGGAUCCUUCCAUCAACCAAAUACAGAACACGUUGUCGGAAUUUAGGAGCAAACCGCAGAGCCAUACGGUUUCCGUAGAACACGAUGCUGAGGUUCGCAAAAGUCUUAUGGCCGAGGGGCCGUUACUAAAGACCAAAGUGUUGUUAAAGUUGGUGCAGAAUUUUGCGCUUGAUUUUGAGAAGAGAAUCGGAGGAUCAGGACAUCAGGUGGACACCCUGGAGCUAUCCAGCGGCGCCAAAAUCAAUCGGAUCUUUCAUGAGCGCUUCCCGUUUGAGCUGGUGAAGACAGAGUUUGAAGGGAAGGAUCUAAGGCGAGAGAUCAGUUAUGCCAUUAAAAACAUCCACGGCAUCAGGACUGGGCUUUUCACUCCAGAUAUGGCGUUCCAGGCAAUUGUGAAAAAACAGAUAGUGAAGCUGAAAGGGCCGGCAUUAAAGUGUGUGGACCUGGUCAUGGAGGAGCUCCUCAACUCGGUUACAAAAUGCAUGACUAAGUUAUCUGACUAUCCGAAACUCAGAGAUGAAACAGAAAGGAUAGUAACGUUCUUCAUCCAUCAACGAGAAGAGAAAACCAAAGAGCAGGUGUUACUUCUGAUUGAUAUCCAGCUCUCCUACAUCAACACCAACCAUGAAGACUUCAUUGACUUUGCAUAUGCUCAUCAAGGAUACGGUCAGCAGAAGAAGAGUUCAGCCGGCGGUCAGGAUUUAAGCAGAGUCUUUUCUACUUGUUUGAGCACGUGUAACAAGACGCCGGAUCCUGAAGACUUUCCUCGCGCUCUGCUUAACCGUGUGUUUUGUGUGGUGAUCCGGAAAGGAUGGCUGACUAUAAGCAACAUCAGUCUGAUGAAGGGGGGCGCCAAGGACUACUGGUUCAUUCUCACUGCUGAAAGCCUCUCCUGGUAUAAAGACGAUGAGGAAAAAGAGAAGAAGUACAUGCUACCUUUGGACAAUCUGAAGGUCCGUGAUGUGGAAAAAGGCUUCAUGUCCAGCAAACACAUCUUUGCCCUGUUCAACACCGAGCAACGGAAUGUUUACAAGGAUUACCGCUGCCUGGAGCUGGCCUGUGACUCCCAGGAAGAGGUGGAUAGCUGGAAGGCUUCUUUACUUCGUGCCGGAGUGUAUCCGGAUCGGCCGAAAGAUACAGAAGAAGAAUCAUCGCAAGCAGAAAACUUAUCCAUGGAUCCACAGCUGGAAAGACAAGUGGAGACAAUCCGUAACCUGGUCUAUUCCUACAUGACCAUCAUAAACAAGUGCUUUAAAGAUCUCAUCCCCAAGACCUUGAUGCACCUGAUGAUCAACAGUGUCCGAAAAUUCAUACGUGGCGAGUUACUGGCCCACCUGUGCUCUUCAGAGGAUCAGGACACUUUGAUGGAUGAAUUAUCUGAGCAGCAGCAGCAAGAAGAGACGCUAAAGGUGGAGCGGAGUGCGCAAGAAGCUGCGCAGAAUAUCGGCGAUAACAGCGCAUACACCGGGCUCUCCCCAUCAUCGCCUUCUGAAGACAACACCUGGAUUCACCGUUCCCCAUCUACGAGUCCAUCAUAUCAGAGAAGGUCUGAUCACCACGCUCUGACAGUAACACCAUCACUGGCCGGCUCCAUCCCUGCACCUACAAUCUCAUCUCCGGACUCUGAACAUUCGGCCCCACCAGUACCGUCCAAUCCAGGGCCUUUUCCUUGUAUUAAUGAUCCUUUUCUGGCUCCACCACAUGUCCCUUCUUGGCCAUCACGUAUUCCACCAGGUGUUCCAAGCAGAAGAUCCCAUCCAUCACCAACGGUCCCCACCGCUAUCUGCCCAUCGGACUCUUCUACGUCGGAGUAAGCCAUCGCCGAUAGUGUACAUAUAGUGUAGCAGUCUUCAAACUGUUGCAAAACUACAACUCCCAGCAUGCCCGGACAGCCAACGGCUGUCCGGGCAUGCUGGGAGUUGUAGUUUUGCAACAGAUGGAGAUCCACAGUAUGGAGACCAGUGGUGUAGCGACUCCCUCAUCACUCGCUAUGGCAUCUACUUAUUUCCUGGGAGGAGACUCUAAUCUGCAGGAUCGGUUGAAUUUCUACUAAUUUCUGAAUUUCCAAAAUAAAAUGUCUCUAUUGUUCUCCAUUUCCACUACUAACACUCCCCCUCCCCCGCUGUCUACGCUUACAGAAUUAUAUGCCCCGGUCAUGAUCAUUCCUGUGAUAUUUUUACUGUACAUGUCAUUUAUCCACCAAUAAAAUACGGGAUCGGGAUGACGUC
Messenger RNA from Hyla sarda, 2537 nucleotides. RefSeq names its product dynamin 3 (gene DNM3). Gene Ontology annotation, molecular function: GTPase activity; microtubule binding; GTP binding. Gene Ontology annotation, cellular component: membrane; cytoplasm; microtubule. The transcript has 18 exons. NCBI's taxonomy places the organism in Eukaryota, Metazoa, Chordata, Amphibia, Anura, Hylidae. The record is from RefSeq and is a predicted model, not a curated record. The coding region runs from base 264 to 2123 and encodes 619 amino acids.